AAAGCGCGCGCGCGGUCUGUCCGCCCUGGUUUGUCCCUUCGCGGAUCCCGUAGCGGGGCUUUGACAGUAAACAUGGCGUCCUCAAUGUCACUUCUCAGCUUGGGGCGAAUGUCCGCGACCCAGGCGGUGACCCGGGUGCUGCUGAGCCCCCUCAGGUCUACCAGCACAUCGGCAUGGAGGCUGGCAGAGCAACGGGGACAAGAUACGCAGCUUAUCACAGUGGAUGAGAAGCUGGAUAUCACCACUUUGUCCGGGGUUCCAGAGGAGCACAUCAAAACGCGCAAGGUACACAUAUUUGUGCCCACCAAAACGGCCAUGCAGUCCGGAAUCAACAGCACCAAGAAGUGGAAGAUGGACUUCGACACCAGAGAGCGCUGGGAGAACCCUCUGAUGGGCUGGGCCUCCACAGCUGACCCCCUAUCCAACAUGGUUCUCACAUUUUCCUCCAAGGAGGAUGCCAUUGCAUUCGCUGAGAAAAAUGGUUGGAGCUACGACGUAACGGAGAAGAGAACAUCAAAGCCCCGGGUGAAAUCGUACGGAGCGAACUUCUCAUGGGACAAGAGGACCAGGAGGUCCGCCAAGUAAACCAAUAACAUCCAUCUGUUAAUUCGCUUGACCUCCGUUCGCUUUGCCACAGGCCUGUAUAUUCACCACUCGUCAAUAAAUGAAAACAUAUAUGUGUAA
Molecule: messenger RNA, 684 nt
Organism: Lampris incognitus (smalleye Pacific opah)
Lineage: Eukaryota; Metazoa; Chordata; Actinopteri; Lampriformes; Lampridae
Gene: ndufs4
Product: NADH:ubiquinone oxidoreductase subunit S4
Exons: 5
Coding region: 73-585 (170 amino acids)
Biological process (GO): electron transport chain
Source: RefSeq, a predicted model, not a curated record